Peromyscus californicus insignis is the source of this 6339-nucleotide messenger RNA. RefSeq names its product zinc finger protein 503 (gene Znf503). Bases 3455 to 5407 code for a protein of 650 amino acids. Gene Ontology annotation, cellular component: nucleus. Lineage: Eukaryota; Metazoa; Chordata; Mammalia; Rodentia; Cricetidae. Gene Ontology annotation, biological process: negative regulation of DNA-templated transcription. The record is from RefSeq and is a predicted model, not a curated record. The transcript is spliced from 2 exons.
GCGCCCCCCGCGAGCUCCGACCUGCAGAGUUGAGUUUUGAGCCAAGUAAACGCAGGCAGCCAAGGGCCGGAGCUCACGGAACACCGCGCAUACCCAUGAGCGCAUGUAAUCGUUGUGGAGCAAGAGCCAUUCCACAGUUCCACCAGGCUUGAAGCGCUGGGGCGGCCUCCCUUGAACUGCCCAAUGCAAUACGAAAACUACUGGAACUGGGGAAAAGGGGACACACUGAGGACGCCCCAGGCUUGUGCUCCGGCUACCCUUAGUUCUCUCCACAGCGCCAGCUUCCGAUGUCCAGGCCUAUCGAAGAGGCCAAAAUGGCAGACAGUCCAAGACCGAGCUUACUACGCUUGGGACCACAGUAGUUGGCCAGAGGCGACACCUUCACAGCCAUGCAAUCGGUGACGCUGUCAGGCACUAACACCCGCAGGCUACAAAUGGCUUCAGACACAUUGCCCGGCAGAGAGUUUGGAGCUGCCACCCUGGCAAACUGUACUCUGGGACUCUUGUCUCCAGGGAUUAUUCAGGGGACCUUCACAACUCUGCGUGUGUUCUUGCCACGGUCUCACAGACUUACCUUCCUCAAUUGUCGCAGAGGCACCACAAACCUUCCUGAGUGCAGGUGUUCUUAACACACACACACACACACACACACACACACACACACACACACGCAUGCACGCACGCACACCAGCCCCAAGCACAAACCACCUCUCCUCUCCAAAUUAGCAUUAAUCGAGUUACCAGCUCAUUAACUUUGCCAACCUAAGGAAUCAAGGAAUAAAAUCAAAACGGCGUGAAAGAAUACCUACGAGAAAAUUCUAAAACUCAUCCCCGCCCCAGAAAGUUCUCGUUACCCGCAUGGAGUGGGGAGACAAAAAAGGUGGGGGGAGGGACUGGGGUGGUAGGAGAGGAAUGGGCUAGCAAGCGGGAGGGAAGUCCCCAACCGGACCCCUGAAAGUACCCGGUUCAGAUCAGGGUGCGCGAUGGUCGGAAACCGGUCUCCAGGCUCGGCCCCCGCCCCUGCGCAGGGCACAGAUCGGCUCCCGGCUCCCAGGGCUCCCAGCCCCACCAUUUAUCAAAAGGACUUGACAACAAAAGAAGAGCCUUGCGGAAAAGGGGGGGGGCGGAAUUCGAAGUCUCCCAAGUCCCUCGGAGGAAGGGGGUGUGUCCUCUCACCCCCUUCUACUUUCUACGAGUUUCUGGAGGUGACCCUCGAACUAGCUCCGGACGUUACGGAAGUCCAGAGACUUCGCCCAGCGGCACAGGAGUGCAUACACACUGUGCGCCCAGAUCCAGGUAGAAGGCGGCACGCACAGCGCCUCCCUCUUCUUUCCCAACAGCCCGAGUGACGGCGCAAAUCGAGGGGAACGCCGCCGCAGUCCCGCUCCGCUUCCCUGGAAGAACCGGUUCUCACAGGCAGCCGCCCCUCCCUCUCGCGUUCCUUCCCUCUCCUCUCCCGGCACAGGUCAGUCCUGUCUGGACGGUCCCCUUUAUUUAGUCGAGCAGCCCCGGGUCAUCCCGGCUCCCUGGACUGUCGGGAUGGCGCGCGGAGAGUAGUGGCGAAGGACCCGGGAGAGGAAAAGAGCGAGCCUGAGACCUGUUUGCCUGAGCACACGGCCAGGCCUCUUCUCUGGAGCUUUUCAAGCCGCGCUACGAACCGGGUUCACAGAAUUAAGGAGGGUUACCCCAUCAGUAACCUCUAGGACUCGGGCUACAUUGGUGGUGUGGCUCUUUGGAAAGAGGUUCCUGAGUUAGGGGUCGGGACACUACCGAGGGCGGCAGCCGGACAUCCUCAAGUUACAUGCCCGGGAGGGAUUAUCCCAGAGAGGCGGGAAAGCUCCCGUGUUAGACGUCGUCUCCACCGCCGUUCUUAGGUACCAAGCAGCCCCGAACUCUGCGAUCCGGAUUGACCAAAGCACCCCAAGGUGGAGGAUGCGUCGGUCUCUCCAACACGAGGAGGGAAGGCGCACACCCCAGGCCGGUGCGACCGAGAUCGGCGUCCUGGGUGCACCUGCGCACUUUACUCUCACUAUUUCAUUUUCCUGACGGUGGGCGCCUCUUCCCCCUUUCAUUCUUUUUCUUACACCCCUCCUCGACACACACACACACACACACACACACCCCAGGAGGCAGCUCCUCUCUCCCCCUCCUUCAGUUCCUUCUCGGUCUCUUCCUUCCUCUGUCUCACUCUCGGUCUCUCUUUUUUCCCUUCAAGUCUCACCCGCCUUGUAAUCAGCAACAAAAGCUGACAUAAAUCACGGGCAGAUUGACAAGAGCUGACAAAUAACUGAUUGAUUGCGGUCGAGGCACAUUGACAAUUGAUGGAGGGGUGGAGAUGCCCAGAGAAACUGGGGGUGGGGGGAAAGAGAGGGUAGCAGAGAGCAAGAAUGGGGAGGACUGAGUGUGAAACAGGGGAAACAUGUGACCCCCGCUCCUGCCCCAAUCUGAGCGUCCUCGGGUGUCACGUGACCAAGAAAGGCGGAGAGCCCCGCGCACGUCGCCUGGACUAGCAGCCGCCGCCUCCAUUGCCCUUCUAGCUUCUGGUUUCUCUGCUGCGCAAUCUCAGGAAAUCCAAGCGGUCGGGCAGACUUCCUCCGACAUCGGCUCUCCACCUUUCCUUACCCGGGUGGCCGCACCACGCGAGAUCUCAAUUACUGAAAAAAAAAAUUGGUGCGAGGACCCCCUAUGCAUCCCUGGAGUUGAGCGUUCAGCUGGUAUCCACACUCCCGCCGGUGCUUCUUCUCAACACCCGCCCGAAGUCUGUUAACUCAGACGCACUCCCUCCCUCCAAAGGUUUCAGUUUGUUUUUCCAGCGGGGAAAACGAAGAACGACGAGGAGGAAAAAGAAGGAAGGCGGUAGAUGGCAAACGUAGAAUAAAUGUCCAUCUCGUACGGGUAGCGAAAUCGAGGGAGGGGACAAGCCGAGGGGCGGCAAAGAGGGAGCUGCCCAUUAAAACCAGCUCGGAGAGUCCUGGCGGCGGCGGCGGCGGCGGCGCGGGACGCGUCACAUCCCCUUGACCCUCCAAUCACCUCGGGCUCCCAUUUGAUUGGAAGGCGGCAAAGGCUUUAAUCUCCCCCUCGGUGCAGCUGCUUUUGAAGUGAGUUUCCUCGCCAGAGCCUCGGCUGGACAAGCAGCGGCUCGCAUCGCAGAGUGCAGCGCCGGCUCGGGGCCGGGAGAGCGUAGCGCAGGGCGCAGCCCGAGGCAGACACCGCGCACCGCGGGGCACUCCCGCAGUCCACCCGGCUCCUCCAGCCCCGCCACGGCUCCCCUGCGGGCCACCCAGGAUUAUUCGCUUCUGGCUCCGGGCUCCGAGAAGGCUCGCGGGGGCACCCGCGUCCGCCGAGCCAGCUCCUCCUCCAGCUGCUCCCGCUCCCUGGGCGAGCGCGCAGCCCCGAGCCCGCCCCGCGCGUCCCGGAGCCCUCCCCCCGCUGCUCCCAUGCGCGCGGGUGGGUCAUGAGCACAGCGCCCUCGCUUUCUGCCCUAAGAAGCAGUAAGCACAGCGGCGGCGGCGGCGGCGGCGGCGGCGGCAGUAGUGGCAGUGCGGACCCUGCCUGGACCAGCGCGCUUUCUGGAAAUUGCUCCGGCCACGGCCCAGGCUCGUCCCCGGCCGGCAGCACCAAGCCUUUUGUGCACGCCGUGCCCCCUUCUGACCCCCUGCGCCAGGCUAACCGCCUGCCCAUCAAGGUGCUGAAGAUGCUGACGGCACGGACUGGCCACAUUUUGCAUCCAGAGUAUCUGCAACCCCUGCCUUCCACGCCCGUCAGCCCCAUCGAGCUGGACGCCAAGAAGAGCCCACUGGCGCUGCUGGCGCAAACAUGUUCGCAGAUAGGGAAGCCCGACCCCUCGCCCUCUUCCAAACUCUCCUCGGUCGCCUCCAACGGGGGCGGCGCGGGUGGCGCAGGCAGCGGAGCCGGGGGCGACAAGGACGCCAAGUCGGGCCCCCUGAAACUGAGCGACAUCGGCGUGGAAGACAAGUCGAGUUUCAAGCCUUACUCCAAGCCUGGCUCCGAUAAGAAGGAGCCGGGAGGCGGCGGUGGAGGCGGCGGGGGCGGCGGCGGCGGCGGCGGGGGUGUUUCUGCGGAGAAGUCGGGAUUCCGGGUACCGAGCGCCACCUGCCAGCCAUUUACGCCCAGGACAGGCAGUCCCAGCUCCAGCGCCUCGGCCUGUUCGCCGGGAGGCAUGCUGCCCACCGCCGGGGGCGGCCCGGAGGGCAAGGACGACAAGAAAGAUCCGGAAACUGGCGGCGGUGGUGGCAGUAAGGGCGCCGGGGGCUCCUCGGCGGACGGGGUACCCGCGGGGCUGGCACACGGGCGGAUUAGCUGCGGCGGCGGAAUUAACGUGGAUGUGAACCAGCACUCGGACGGGGGUCCAGGGGGCAAGGCUCUAGGCUCGGACUGCGGCGGCUCUUCUGGCUCCAGCUCCGGUUCGGGCCCCAGCGCGCCCACCUCGUCGUCGGUGUUGGGCUCUGGGCUGGUGGCUCCCGUGUCUCCCUACAAACCGGGCCAGACGGUGUUCCCUCUACCCCCCGCGGGCAUGACCUACCCAGGCAGCCUGGCUGGGGCCUACGCUGGCUACCCACCCCAGUUCCUGCCACACGGCGUGGCGCUCGACCCCACCAAGCCUGGCAGCCUGGUCGGGGCUCAGCUGGCGGCGGCCGCAGCCGGCUCCCUUGGCUGCAGCAAGCCAGCCGGUUCGAGUCCCCUGGCCGGGGCGUCGCCACCGUCCGUGAUGACAGCCAGUUUGUGCCGGGACCCAUACUGCCUCAGCUACCACUGUGCCAGCCACCUGGCCGGAGCUGCGGCCGCCAGCGCCUCGUGCGCGCACGAUCCGGCCGCUGCAGCGGCGGCGCUCAAAUCGGGAUACCCACUGGUGUACCCCACGCACCCACUGCACGGUGUGCACUCCUCGCUGACCGCUGCCGCCGCUGCGGGCGCCACACCACCCUCCCUGGCCGGCCACCCCCUCUACCCCUAUGGUUUCAUGCUCCCUAACGACCCGCUCCCCCACAUCUGCAACUGGGUGUCAGCUAAUGGGCCGUGCGACAAGCGUUUCGCCACGUCCGAAGAGCUGCUGAGCCACUUGCGGACCCAUACGGCCUUUCCUGGGACAGACAAACUGCUGUCGGGCUACCCCAGUUCUUCGUCUCUCGCCAGCGCCGCCGCAGCAGCCAUGGCUUGUCACAUGCACAUCCCCACGUCGGGCGCACCAGGCAGCCCGGGGACCCUGGCGCUGCGCAGCCCCCACCAUGCACUGGGACUCAGCAGCCGCUACCACCCCUAUUCCAAGAGCCCGCUCCCCACGCCCGGUGCCCCAGUGCCGGUGCCCGCUGCCACCGGACCCUACUACUCCCCCUACGCCCUCUACGGACAGAGACUGACCACUGCCUCUGCGCUGGGGUAUCAGUGAGGGCGGCCCGGAGGAAUUUGGAGGGAGAGAAAGGAGCUGGGGGAGGGGAGGAGCCGAGGGAGGGGCAGGAGCCGGGCGAGGUUCCUUGACGCCUGCAGGAGCGGAAGAGCCGGGCUACGGGAAGGGAAAAGAAAGCCUAAAUCUUACCUACCCACCACCAACAGCCAGCGAGUGAGCCUGGAAUGGGAAACUCGUCUCCUCCACCCUUAGCUCCCCCCACCCAAACUUUAUAAAAGUUGAAAAAAAAAAUCAUUUGACUUUUUAUAGAAAAAGAAGGAAAAAUAAUUGAGAAAGUGUUCAUCUGAGGACUUCGCCGGUGAACAUUGGUAUUUAUUUAUGUUAGCUCCAAGCGGACCCGUGGUUCAAAAGUGCAUUAUUUAGUUUGAGCUCCGUAGGUUAAAAGGAGGAGGGGGAAAAAAUUAAAACUCGAGGGUAAAUAUGUGGGAAACAAACCCUCCCAUCCCUUGUAGAGUAUAAAUAAAAACAAAACCGCUACAGAACUAGGGUCUUCUCUUUAAUGUUACUUUAAAAUUGCUAUGAUUGUAUUGUGCGUUCUUAUUUAAUGUCUGAUUGAAACUCAAAUUUACAUGCAUGUUUGUUACAAAAAAAAGAAAAAGACGAAACAAAAUAAGUCACAAUUUGUCAACUCUGAUUUCAAAUUGCAAUUAUUUUUAAGGUGUAUACCAUCGAAAGAGAAUGGGUAUUUUUUUGUAUGUAUUCUGGAAGAAAACAAAAAAAAGGAAAAACAAUUCUAUUCCAAAACCUCAUUUGCCUUAUUUUGUUCUUUAAAAGGAACACAACUAUUUUUAAUUUUUAAGUCCACCCGCUGAGAAGGGGACAAGGUUUACGUCAUGUGCUAAAAUAAUAGACAAUGUAUCGCUUUAAAGAUUAAAAUUCCGUAUAUUUGAUGUAUUAAAAGGUUUUACUUCUUA